AGCAUGUGUUCCAGCUAUAAGGCCUGUGGAGAGGAGGGGCCCCCACUGCUCCCAGAGACGCCCGAGAUGAAGACUGUCCUGCUGCUCCUCGUCCUGGCAGUGGCUGCUGGGCCAGCCCAGGCUCUCAACUGUCACGUAUGCACCAGCACCAGCAAUUGUAAGAACCCUCAGAGAUGUUCUGCCAGCUCACGCUUCUGCAGGACCAUGCUGACGGUGGAGACCCUGUCGGGGAACCUGGUGAAGAAGGAGUGUGUGGAAUCGUGCAAGCCCACGUACAGCCAGCCCGGCCAGGUCAGCAGUGGCACCGAGGUCACCCUGUGCUGCCAGGGCGACCUGUGCAAUCACAGUCUGGGCAGCAGUGCGCCUGCCCGGCCCCUCCUCACUAGCACCGCCCUGAGCCUGGCGCUGGCUCUGGGACUCCUCACCCUCUUCUUGGCCCCCAGCCUGUGACCCCGCCCCAGGGCAAGGCCCCCAUUCCUUUCCCAGGGACUCCCAUGCCCCCAUCCCUUCCUCUCCCUGCCCUGGGGAAUUCCACAGCCCCUCCCUAGCCACAGUGGGGGUUCAGAGGCCCUGGGCUGGCAGCUUCCUCAGAGGGACUGGGGCCAGGUCUUGUGGGCAUACAGAGCCAUCUCUUCCUGAAGACGAGAGGACGCAGCUCCCUGAGCAACCCAAGGGCAGGGGACAGAAGGCAUUCUGACUCCUGACUUUGUAUUCAUUCUGUUUGGUUUCUGUUUAUUUUUCUACUCGAAACUCCACAUAGGAAUAAAUGAUU
Molecule: messenger RNA, 772 nt
Organism: Rhinolophus ferrumequinum (greater horseshoe bat)
Lineage: Eukaryota; Metazoa; Chordata; Mammalia; Chiroptera; Rhinolophidae
Gene: LY6D
Product: lymphocyte antigen 6 family member D
Exons: 3
Coding region: 4-450 (148 amino acids)
Biological process (GO): lymphocyte differentiation
Cellular component (GO): cell surface
Source: RefSeq, a predicted model, not a curated record